AUGGACGACGAAGCCGCAGCAGCUUCUCCUCAGAUUGCACGGCGGAGAGGACGCCUGCGCAAACGCAUCGCCAGCGAUGAAGAAGAAGAAGCAGCGGGGGGUCCCCCUGCUGCUUCAGCUGCAGAUACACCCCAGAGCCCGCGGCCUGAGCGCUCCGAGCUGCCUGUACACCCGAGCAGCGACGACAUAAACAACCACCAGCAGCAGCAGCAGCAGCAGCAGCAGCAGCAGCAGCAGCAGCACAAGCUGGAGCAGGAGGAGCCAAGGACUCCGUCUCCACUGCUGCGACGGCUGCGUGUGAAACAACAAAAAGAAGAAGAAGAAUUGUUUUCUUCUGUUGCUGGCGGCGAGUCUAGUGAUUCAUCUAUAACUAAAAAAAACAAAAAAGAAAAAGAAAAAGAAAAAGAAAAAAAACAGAAAAAAAAACAAUCGCAGUGGAGCGACUCAGGUGUAUCUUCAUAUGACGACGAGGAUGAAGAAACAGAUACAGAAAGCAGCAACGCGUCCCCCACGGAUAGUGACGACGACGCGCGCAGCUCUUUAUCUCCCCCGAGAGCAGCAGCAGCAGCAGCAGCAGCAGCAGCAGCAGGAGGAGGAGCAGCAGCAGCAGCAGACUUCGAUGAAGCAGUUGCGUGGUGUCUAGACUGGAUAAAAAAAGAAACGAGCAGCAGCAGCAGCAGCAGCAGCAGCAGCAGGAGCAGCAGCAGCAGCAGACUUCGAUGA
This is a messenger RNA of Eimeria mitis, 723 nucleotides long. RefSeq lists its product as uncharacterized. Bases 1 to 723 code for a protein of 240 amino acids. NCBI's taxonomy places the organism in Eukaryota, Apicomplexa, Conoidasida, Eucoccidiorida, Eimeriidae. The record is from RefSeq and is a predicted model, not a curated record. The transcript has 4 exons.